Molecule: messenger RNA, 3361 nt
Organism: Saccostrea cuccullata (small rock oyster)
Lineage: Eukaryota; Metazoa; Mollusca; Bivalvia; Ostreida; Ostreidae
Exons: 6
Coding region: 187-918 (243 amino acids)
Source: RefSeq, a predicted model, not a curated record
UUAUUCCAGAUGACGGAGGUGUUGGUCGAGUUAUGGCCGCUGCUCUUUAUAAUUACAAUAGAUCAUCAAUAUUAAAUAAUACGCAUCAUUUGUUGCUCACAAUGCUGAGUAAGGCACAAUGGUCUCAGAACGUUAUUGUGUGUGAUGGGUGAGGAAACUCAAAUAGCUUAAUCAUAAAGUUUAGCUAUGAACUUUCGAGAAGGAAUUUUCACUGUGUUUUACUUAUUAGGUAUUAUAUCAUUGUCAAUCGUUAUCGGGGAUCAUGAUAUUUCUAAAAGGGAGACACAUUCGCAAAAUACCACUCUAUACGACUCCAUUUAUGGUUACAACGAAUAUAAAAGAUUGUACCCAACGAAAGCACCAACAUUAUGCUAUGAUAGCAUUGGUAUCAACGUAAAUGGGUCAGUAUUCAAUAACUUUACGUGUCCACUUCCUGACCAGGACAGAGGAUUGAUCGUCUGCUGUAACAACACAUGCUGUAGACCAAAGAUUGUCAAGAAAAAUAAGAGCAGUGACAGCACCGUUACGGUGGCGGUGGUUGUCAUUGCGGUGUGCGCUGUGGUGAUUUCUCUCUGUGCGGUUCUCUACUACUGCUACCUCCAGAGGAGGCCAGGGAUACGAAACGGAAAACUGGUCUGGAUCAAACGGAAAAAGAAAAAGGUAGUGAAUGAGGAGGGAGGAGCGUCCUCAGAAACUGGAAAUGCUGAUGACGAGGUGGAGGAAGUGCUUGCCGUGGUGUGUUCUACAGACAAAAAUGGCCACGUGAUGCACCAUUCCCAUGAUACACCACAUGACACGACAAAUGAAGAGAAGAAGGUUUUUCUACUCCCCGAGGAACUAGUGGAAAAGAUAGAAAUGGACAUACAUGAGGGAUCCUGUCCCAGAAGUCGCAGGGGAAGCCAUAGCUGGUUAUCUUGAGAACGAGGCUACAGGGAAACAGGAUUGUGAUAGGAAAAUUGUUGAUUGGGAUCAAAAAUGCAGAAAGACAGCUAGAAUACAUGUAUGAAGCAUUUUCUUUCCUGUGACCUUGCACACUACAAUUAAACUAGUACAAUGGUCAUUUUGAAUUUCUUGCAGCAGAGAAGGAAAAAUGGACUUUUUUUCAACUAAAAACUGAGUAACAGAAUUGACAUUUCUAUUACUUGUAAAUGCAUGCCGAUUAUUUUUCAGAGAUACGAGGACUGUUCAAUAAAUGAUAUCCUCGGUGCUCGGAAAGAGGCAAAAGACGCUUUUCAAUGAUUUAGUCUAAAUGAUUUAAUCUAAUAUUCUCUUACAAUUAAAACAGAUGUCCAUAAUUUUUUUUAUCCAAUUUCUGAUUGUUUUUAGAACUCAUUUUUGGUUUGACCCUUAGUAUACUGGAAAAUGACAGAUCUUAUGAUUUCCUGGACUCGUUUCUUCCUUCUGAAAGGCGUUUGGAAAAUGAAACAUGUCAAAAGGCGAAAGAUCUGGCGAAUAUUGUUAAUGUGAAAAAAAAUUAACUUUCUGUUUAUCCCAAAAACUCCUUUACUCUUCAGGGCGUGGGGGUUUGGUCGCUGUCAUGAAGAAAUUUAAUGUAGUGGAUUCCUGAUUCUGGUUCCUUCCUCUCAUUAACCUUUCUAUUUUUUUUGCAAAAACUUUGCUUUCUAGACUCUUCCAGAAAUUAAACUGCCUCCCCGAAUACGAAUUGGAACUACAAGACCACUAUUAUUUAAGAAAAUUGCAUAUAAAUCUGUCUUUGUGCUUUUGCAAUUCUUUGCUCCUCUCAGACCUUUGCUGUUUUUGUCAAGUAUACCUUAUAGUAAACGUUGUUUCGAGGGUUUUAAGCAAUUGAUUCAAGUUUCAUUAUCUGUUUGAAUUUCAAACAGACGUGGAUAACUACAAUUACUGAUAUUUUAAAAUAAUUGUUUAGAUAUUCUUAUACGCUGUCGUUUUCACUUAUUUUUCAAAACAUAGGGUUACCUUUGAGUACUAAGCUUUUUUACUAUCAAACGUUUAUUUAAAACAGUGUGACAUACUCCCGAAAUGAAGUCUAUCAAAUUUGCUAUGUGUUUUAAAGUCAAUCAUACUUCAUUAGUGGUUAUUUGUUGAAAUUCAAACAGAACAUUAUUGAUAUAAUUUUUGUUGGCAAGGACGGUACCCAUAUUUGAUGCCCAUUAUAUAAUUUUUUAUCAUUGAAAUCCACCUGCUCAUUUGUCUAUAAAACAGACAGUGGUUGCCGUAAAUUUUACAUAUUUCAGUGAAUAUUUCUUUGAGAUUCUUAACGAGUUUUACAAUAGCUCAAUGAAGCGUUUAAUUUCACGCUAGUUAACUGAUUCUUUACCAUUCAUUUUUAAUGCAGUGUCUCGAAUAGCCCUUGUUUUCCAGCUUCUCACAAUGAAACUAUGUGAUGAAAAGUGGUCAUAUAAAUUGCUAUUAAUUCAUUAAAGAUUCAAUAAUGCGAAAAAGUCCAGCUUAAGGUCAUAUGAUAUCUGUAUUGUAUGUCGUACAGUUCAGGACAUUAUUUAUUGAACAGCCCUCGUAUGUACAAAUUAACCAAAUGUUCAACUUACGUUACUCUUUACAUCAUUCUUACUAAGAUUGAGCUACACUGUAUUCUGAUGAGUUAACCCUAAUCUGUCUGUUGUCCGUAAACAAAACACGUUGAAUAUUAUAUAGCUUUCAUUUUUCUCUAGAGUUAGCAAGCUAAGUUAAAAUGAAAUCAUGAGAUUAGACAUCUCUUUCUGAGAGAAUUUGCUUGAAUAGAUGAUUUUUAUAAGGGAUUUUUUAUUUGGAGAAGAUGGCCUGAAUGGCUGAGAUGAAUUUUUAUUGGAAUCGAGUGGUAGGAUUUUGGAGAAAAAAUUCUUUAAAAGAUUUAAUACCCGGUAUAAGAUACCCUUUUCUCCAAAACGGCAAAAGGCUCUGUUAAUUAAAUUUAUCGUACAAGUUUUACUAUAUAUAUAUACACAGGAGAAUCAGUUUGUUCAAAUUGCAAUUCUUUGAGCAAAAUGACAGCAUUAGGGGUUCAAGGGGAUAUAUAUGUAAAUUAUUUAAAAUAUAUAAUUAUGUAAAUUUCCACAAAAAUUUAGAAAGUAGCAAAUAAACUGAGUACUAAUGAAACCAGAUAAUAAGUAACUGUUGUAAAUUGUUAAUAUGCAAUCAAUGUCUUUAUACAACGAAAACGCAUUUUGAAAGAAGGGGGUGGAGUAUCUUCGGGUGUUUAGAACAGUAUUGAUGUAUUUACGUACCUUAUGUUAUAUUUGUGAUAUUUCUUUUAUAUUUGCAGCAAGUUGACAAUGAAAAUAUGGUACCAUAUCAAUUCUUUGCAAAAUGUUUCUUCAAUCUUGAGCGUCAUGUAAACUUAAGCAAUAUUUGGAUAUCAUUUACAAUAAAUUUUCUAAAUAUC